Molecule: messenger RNA, 1856 nt
Organism: Salarias fasciatus (jewelled blenny)
Lineage: Eukaryota; Metazoa; Chordata; Actinopteri; Blenniiformes; Blenniidae
Gene: hibch
Product: 3-hydroxyisobutyryl-CoA hydrolase
Exons: 14
Coding region: 99-1247 (382 amino acids)
Biological process (GO): L-valine catabolic process
Cellular component (GO): mitochondrion
Molecular function (GO): 3-hydroxyisobutyryl-CoA hydrolase activity
Source: RefSeq, a predicted model, not a curated record
UCUCCAUUCAGGAAGUCAGACUUGGAAGGAGAGUAAGAGCAAAGGGACACAAAUCUCCAACAACAACAACAACAACAACAACAGUAAUAACAAUAAUAAUGUCUCUGGCGGUCUUGACGUCUGUGAGCAGACUGAGGUCACUCUACAGGCUUAAACAGAUCCAGGCUCACAUGAUGUCCAGUCAUGUGGAAGCGGAGGUUCUCCUGGAGAAGGUGGGCAGAGCUGGAGUGAUCACCAUGAACAGACCCAAAGUCCUGAACGCUCUCAACCUGAAUAUGAUCCGGCAGAUUUACCCCCAGCUCAAGAAAUGGGAAAGUGACAGCGAGACGGACUUUGUGAUGAUCAAAGGAACAGGAGGGAAAGCUUUCUGUGCCGGAGGAGAUGUCCGAGCCAUCGCUGAAGACGGGAAGGUUGGAGGCCCUUUACCUGUCGUCCUCUUCAAAGAGGAAUACAUCCUGAACAACGCUAUAGGGACUUACAAGAAGCCGUACGUCGCGAUUAUUGAUGGAAUAACGAUGGGAGGGGGCGUUGGCCUCUCGGUUCAUGGACGGUUUCGCGUUGCCACUGAGAAGACACUCUUUGCUAUGCCGGAGACGGCCAUUGGCCUUUUCCCGGACGUUGGAGGAGGUUACUUCCUGCCCCGGCUCCGGGGGAAGCUGGGGCUGUUCCUCGCCUUGACGGGCUUCAGGCUGAAAGGCCGCGACGUGCAGAGAGCCGGAGUGGCCACUCACUUCGUGGAGUCGCAGAAGAUCCCAGAACUGGAGAAGCAGCUGAUGGGCAUGAAGUCUGCAUCCACUGAAGACCUGUCCAGACUCCUGGAUUCUUUCCAGAGCCAGAGUACCCUGGACUCUGAAAAGCCUUUUGUCUUGGAAAACCACAUUUCAGAUAUUGACAGGCUGUUCAGCUCCAGCAGUGUGGAGGGCAUCAUCCAGAACCUGAAGGCUGACGGAUCAGACUUUGCUAAGAAACAAGCUGAGACGCUGGCCAGAAUGUCUCCCACGUCCCUGAAGAUCACCUUCAAGCAGAUACAGCUCGGUGCAACUCUGAGUCUGCAGGACGUCUUUGUGAUGGAGUACCGGCUGAGCCAGGCCUGCAUGAGAGGCUCUGAUUUCUAUGAGGGCAUCCGAGCAGUGCUUGUAGACAAAGACCACAGCCCCAAGUGGAACCCGUCGACGCUGGAGGAGGUGUCCGACCAGAGCGUGGACCAGUGUUUCGACCCGCUGGGGGAGAAAGAUCUCAAGUUCUGAUGUCCCAUCAGCCAACGGCUACUCCAAACACACACCUCGAAGCCUUCUCUGCUGCCUCCUGCUAACUACAUCCUGUUUGUGGUCCGUCGUUUGUGAAGACUGCACCACCGCGGAGAGGAGAAAGUCUGUUAUCUGAGAACAAACGCACACAUACGUUGACCAUAUGUCCACAAUGGCCUAAUUAAUUCCGCAUCGUGCUGUAUAGUUUUACUGUCGGAUAUCCUGUGAAUACGGUUUAUAGAGCAGACCGAUCGUCUGCAGAUAGAAAAAAAGUCUGAUUCACUGCCAGAAAUCACAAAUAGUAACAGAAGAAGGAGCGAUGUUUGACUCUGUCUGCGUAUAACUCGCACAUGAACGUGACCUCAGUGCUGCUUCUGAGCGUUUCCUGUGGGUGUUUGUAGCUGUGAUACAGAUCUACAUCAUGUGGAUCUACAGCACACGGUCACUGCUCCUCGACCAGCUGAUAAAGGUCCACCGAACGUGUUCUGACCUGCAGUGACAUUGCCAAGCGACACUCCCAGGACCGGCAGCAGAUUGUAGUAAAUCAGCAUCUGUUCAAAGUUGUAUUUGCAUGAUUAGAUUUUAUAAAAGUCGUCUGAUUUUACAGUC